Messenger RNA from Melanotaenia boesemani (Boeseman's rainbowfish), 1986 nucleotides. It is a transcript of the gene tfap2e, whose product is annotated as transcription factor AP-2 epsilon. NCBI's taxonomy places the organism in Eukaryota, Metazoa, Chordata, Actinopteri, Atheriniformes, Melanotaeniidae. Gene Ontology annotation, biological process: anatomical structure development; regulation of transcription by RNA polymerase II; regulation of cell population proliferation. Gene Ontology annotation, cellular component: nucleus. The record is from RefSeq and is a predicted model, not a curated record. The transcript is spliced from 7 exons. The coding region runs from base 184 to 1461 and encodes 425 amino acids. Gene Ontology annotation, molecular function: DNA-binding transcription factor activity, RNA polymerase II-specific; RNA polymerase II transcription regulatory region sequence-specific DNA binding.
GUGUGCGUAUCCGACGGCUGCUUUUCACUGCGCGUAAAGAGCUCCGUCAGACAGUCAGAUCCGGAAAGUAGCGGCUUCAUGUGAUGGAGCGCUGAGGACCCGGAUCACACCUGGAGACACCUGUGCGUCAUCUAACCUGCGCGUGCCGUUCACUUCACGUCUGAGCUUUCCAGAGGGGUCCAGAUGUUAAUCCACACCUACUCGGCCAUGGAGCGCGCGGACGGACUUAGCGGCUCCUCUCCGAGCGGGCGCCUCUCCCAGCUGUCCUCCCUGAACCAGGCCGCCUACUCCUCGGCUCCCCCGCUCUGCCACACUCCGGCCUCCGACUUCCAGCCCCCCUACUUCCCUCCGCCCUACCCGCAGUCCUCCCUGCCGUACUCUCAGAGUCAGGACUCGGCCUACUCCCACCUGUCGGACCCCUACACCUCCAUCAACUCCAUCCAUCAGCACCAGCAGGCGGCAUGGCACUCGCAGCGGUCGCGCUCCGAGGAGGGGGGGCUUCUGUCACAGUCUCACCGGGCGCUAAGCCUGGACCCCCGCCGGGAGUAUCCAGCCGUCCCUCGGCUCCUGCACGGCCUCGGUGAGGGGGCCGCGGCUCUCGGGGAUGGACCUCUCGGGAUGCACCUGGGACAUCACGGCCUCGAGGAUCUUCAGGGAAUGGAGGAAGGAUCAGCCCUGGGCAUCCUGGACCACUCUGUCAUUAAAAAAGUUCCCAUACCCUCCAAGCUGAACGGCUCGUCCCUGUCGGCGCUGUCCAUCGGGAAGGAGGGUCUGGGAAUGGGAGCCGUGUCCAACCCGGCUGAGGUGUUCUGUUCAGUCCCGGGCCGCCUGUCGUUGCUCAGCUCCAACUCCAAGUACAAGGUGACGGUCGGGGAGGUGCAGCGACGCCUCUCCCCACCUGAGUGCCUUAACGCUUCUCUGCUGGGCGGAGUCCUGCGCAGGGCCAAGUCGAAGAAUGGUGGCCGCUGUCUGAGAGAGCGUCUGGAGAAGAUUGGCCUCAACCUGCCCGCCGGGCGACGCAAGGCCGCCAACGUCACUCUGCUGACAUCUCUGGUGGAGGGUGAGGCCGUCCACCUGGCGCGGGACUUCGGUUACGUCUGUGAGACAGAGUUUCCAUCCAGAGCCACGGCCGAGUACCUGUGCAGGCAGAGCGACCCGGACCAGCUGCCGACACGACGCAGCAUGCUGCUGGCCACCAAGGAAAUCUGUAAGGAGUUUGUGGACCUGCUGUCCCAGGAUCGAUCCCCGCUGGGCGGCAGCCGACCCACCCCCUGCCUGGAGCCCGGGGUCCAGGGAAGCCUCACCCACUUCAGCCUGCUCACGCAUGGCUUCGGCGGCCCCGCCAUCUGCGCGGCGCUCUCCGCCUUCCAGAGUUACCUGAUGGAGGCGAUUAAAAUGCUGGACAAAGGCGAGGGUGGAGGGAAGAGCCACCACGACAAGGAGAUGAAGCACCGCAAGUAGAGCUGGAUGGAGGCAGGAGGGAGAGAAAGGACUGACCCACGCCCCUCUGGGUCUUCAACUCUGCCCUCAGGACCAACACUGAGACUUGACCUCCCAGAAACCCCUGAGGCCCCUCCCACUGAGGGGGCGGGGUUUAUAAUAUCUCAGUCACAAGGACGCAUGGACCUCUCUCCUCUGUCAAACAUCUCUUCAGGACCAGGCUUUGAUUUCCUUCCUGUUUUUAUUUACUCGGCCGCCUUCCGUGUGUUUACUUAGCCCACCACGUGCACACACAUGCACACAGUUUGGUCCGAACUCACCUGGGAAGCGUCAGAAGCCAUAUCCGACACCUGCUCCGUGCUCCUCUGGAACGCUGGGAGACCCAGGGGAGCCGCUUGUAGUCCUGAGCAGCAGGUGGUCAUGGGAAACCCAGUUGUGUUUCUCAGCGGGGAGAGGAGACGUGGAGGCAGCUAAAGGAGUUUUUCUUUUUUAAAGUGUUGGAAACUUCAGAAAAUAACACAAAUCAUUUUGUACGUUGUGUCUGUU